Messenger RNA from Gekko japonicus, 2033 nucleotides. Its product is annotated as beta-1,4-galactosyltransferase 3-like. Gene Ontology annotation, molecular function: glycosyltransferase activity. The transcript is spliced from 9 exons. Lineage: Eukaryota; Metazoa; Chordata; Lepidosauria; Squamata; Gekkonidae. Gene Ontology annotation, biological process: carbohydrate metabolic process. The record is from RefSeq and is a predicted model, not a curated record. The coding region runs from base 582 to 1643 and encodes 353 amino acids.
CAUUCGGCGUUUGGCGAGCCCCGGAGUGCUGUGCGUGACGCGUCCCGUCGUGCCCCCCUCCCCACCAGCCCUGCUUUGCCUGCCUCUCCUCUCCACCGCGGCCCUUCCCUGCGCGUGGGGCAGGCAGGCGGGCAGGCAGGCGCGCCUGGGCAGAAGGGGCCCUGCCCAGAUUGGCCAGCAGCCGAACCGUCGCCAACUCCCCAAGUCCUCUUUGCACCGUCGGAGGGGAGAGAGCGCGUAACGAACCUCCCAUGGACCGAGCAAGUGUUGAGUUUCAAGGAUCAGGAUGUCCCAGACCUUGCUGAGCGAACCGAACUACACGUUCUGAGGUGGGUGUCGUUUGGCAUGUUUCUUCUGAGCUUGGAUGCUGAGUGUUCAAAGAGGACUCCCAUCUGCAGGUGGUAGACACUUUCCCUCAUGGAGUGCCCAUUCUAGUCCAAAGCGCCACCUGAAAUGGGGCUCCAGAGGGGGACAGAGGACUCAUGGAAACAGCCUGAGGGGGAGAGAUGGAGGUACUUCCUUCCGGUGCCUCCAUUCUGCCCAGCCACACCAUGGAUAGAUGAUCUUGGCUCUGCCCCGCCAUGCUGCAGUUGCGUGGCCGCUACCUACUGCUCUUCUUGGGGGUGCAGCUGGUGGUGAUGGCCCUCCUGUACCGUGAGGGCUACCGCAAGCGGGUGGCCUAUUUCCUGGGCAUCUUCUACAAGGGGGGCACGUCGACUAUGCUGAGCAGUCUGCACAAUGUCUCGCUGCUGGGGGACGUCUAUGCCAACCUCAGCCUGAUUGCCCGGCCCCCUCUGCCCCCAGAGGACCUCCCUUACUGUCCCGAGACAUCUCCUUUCCUUGGAGGUCCCAUUCGGGUGACCUUCCCCCCAGGGCUGUUGCUGGACGAUAUCGUGCGGAAGAACCCUUACGUGAGCAAAGGCGGGCGCUACCGCCCCCCGGACUGUGACGCCACCCACAAAACUGCCAUCAUCAUACCCCACCGCAACCGGGAGCAGCACCUCAAGUACCUGCUCUACUACCUGCAUCCCUUCCUGCAGCGCCAGCAGCUCAACUAUGGCAUCUACAUCAUACACCAGGCUGAGAACUACACUUUCAACCGGGCCAAGCUCCUGAAUGUGGGCUUCAAAGAGGCCAUGAAGGAUGAAGACUGGGACUGCAUGUUCUUCCACGACGUGGACCUCAUCCCUGAGGAUGACCGCAACCUGUACACCUGCGACCGCUUUCCUAAGCAUGUGGCUAUUGCCAUGGACAAGUUUGGCUACAAGCUUCCUUACAAGACCUACUUUGGGGGAGUUUCAGCACUCAGUCCAGAGCAGUACAUGAAGAUGAAUGGCUUUCCCAACAACUACUGGGGCUGGGGCGGAGAAGAUGAUGACAUCGCGGUCCGGGUGGCACUCAGUGGGAUGUUGAUUUCCCGUCCAUCUAUUCAGUAUGGCCGUUACCGAAUGAUCAAGCACGGACAUGACAAGGGCAACGAGCAGAAUCCUAAGAGAUUUAACUUGCUGGCCAAGACACGGAGAACGUGGAAGCAGGAUGGCAUGAACACGCUGGAGUACCAGCUGCUCUCCAAGGAACUCCACCCCCUCUAUACUAACAUCACCGUCUUCAUUGGCACCGAGAAGGGACUGCGCCAUACGUGAUGGGACCUACCGCGGAGUGGCACAGGACAAGGAGCCCCGCCCCAGCACCGCUCUCAGACAGAGGAAACCAAAGAAUCCACAGUGGGCAGAGAGGCCUGAGCAGCCUGUCUUUUUUUCUAAAGAAACACAAGUGUCUGUCAAAGUGCUGGGGGGUGGGGGUGCUGCAUUCCAGAGAACAGAUGGGAGCGUCACAUGAGACGGGCGCCUCUCCCCCCCCUCCCCAGAAUUGCUCUUUUAAUCUUGGGGGCUGGGUGGAGGGGGGGGUAUCUGACUUCCUGGGAUAUGGUUUGUGGGAUGCCUUUCGUACCUUGGUUGAAGGAAUGGCACAGCAGGUUCGCCAGAGAAGCAGGGACUGUCUUACUUCCUGGCUUGAACUCUGCAGCUGCCGCA